CGCGGCGGGAGCGGAGCGGAGCGGGGCGGCAGCUUGAGGCACACUCUUCAAUAAAAGAAAUGAAGGUGUCUCAACGUUCCCAAGAGUCCAGAUGAGUGUUUACCAUGCCUCUGGGAACGUUCCUCCUUCCUGUUCUCUGUUUCUUGGGAGCAGUGAUUCCACAGGGACUGCAGUAUGUCACGUUCUCACGCAACGCUACAAAAUUCCUCCACCUGUCUAUGGACUUGGAAUCCGGCACCAUUUAUUUGGGGGCCACCAACUUUCUCUUUCAGCUGACAUCUGACCUGCUGAUGGAGAACGUGGUUCGGACUGGACCAGUUCUGGACAGUAAAGAUUGCCUCCCCCCAGUCUCAAAGCUGGAGUGCCCUCAGGCGCACUACACCGACAAUCACAACAAGCUGCUGCUGGUGAACGCGGUGCAGAAGGAGCUCAUUGUGUGUGGCAGUGUGCACCAGGGCAUCUGUGAGAAGAGGAGUCUCACAUCCAUUGACCGUGUCCUGUUCCGGCCAGAGAGCCCUGGAGACACCCAGUAUGUUGCUGCCAAUGAUCCCAAUAUCACCACUGUGGGACUCAUCGCAUACUCAAAGGAUGAGGUCCCCUUGCUAUUCGUGGGACGAGGGUACACCAGCCGAGGAGUUGGGGGAGGGAUUCCUCCCAUCACUACCCGAAACCUCAGGGCCCACGGAGGGGAUAUUCAAGCAACAGACUCUCACUCCAUUUUCUCCUAUGAAGAAACAGCAAAGCUGGCCGUGGGCCGGCUCUCCGAGUACAACCACCAUUUCAUUAAAUCCUUCACUUACCGCUCAAGCAUCUAUUUCCUGUUCUACCGUCGGGACCUCAAGUCCCAGUCGCGUGAGUACAAGACCUACAUCUCGCGGAUCUGCCUGGAUGACUCUCACUAUUACUCGUAUGUGGAGUUACCUCUGCUCUGCCAGGGCAAAACCAACACGUACAGUCUCCUGCAAGCUGCCUACGUCACCCGGCCGGGAAGAGGCCUGGCCCAAGGGCAGCUGGACACCGAGGGAGAGGUGCUGUUUGCGGCUUUCUCUGCCUGGCAGUCUUCUUCUGGCCGGCUGAGCGAGGAGUCUGCGCUCUGCGUCUACGCGAUGGAGGAGGUGGAUCGCCUGACCAACUGGACUAGGGAUGUUUGCUAUAUGAGGGAUGGGAAGUCAGAAGAAGGGGCAGAAGUGGCUUAUAUUGAAUACGAUGUCAGUUCCAACUGUGUCCAGCUGCCAGCGGACACACUGUAUGCAUAUCCCUGUGGCUCUGACCAUACUCCCAGCCCCAUGGCCAGCCGGGUUCCCUUGGAAGCAGCCUCACUCCUGGAGAAAACAGAGGCCCGUUUGACAGCUGUGGCAGUGAAUGUGGAAGAUGGCCACACCAUUGCUUUUCUGGGAGACAGCAGAGGGAACCUGCACAAGGUGUACUUAGGAGCAAUGGGAGAUGCACAUAUAUACUCUUCUUUAGCUAUCCAGUUAAAUAGCAUGGUGAGCGGAGACCUGCUGUUUGACCAGUUGCAGGAGCACCUCUUUGUCAUGACCCAGUCAAUGGUGGCAAAGGUUCCCAUAGUGGAAUGUUCCCUGUACUUGGACUGUGAAUCCUGCCUGGCACUAAAAGAUCCCUAUUGUGGCUGGUGUGUCCUUCAGGGACGGUGCAGCCGCCGCUCCGAGUGCUUGCGGUCCAGGUUGAGUGAGCAGUGGCUCUGGAGCUUUAACUCUACUCAGCAGUGUCUGUCUGUCCAGUCACUAACUCCAGCUAAUAUCAGCAGAGAGGAAAAGAGAAAUAUAUUCCUGGCUAUUUCUGACUUACCUUCUCUGCAUGAGGAAGAAUUUUACUCAUGUUACUUUGAAGAUUAUGAAAGCCCAGCAGUUCUGACAGAGGCAGGAAUCAUGUGUCCUUCUCCAGAUCCCAGCCAAGCACCAACUUUGCCAACAGGAGCAGAUCAUGUCACCAUAAAGCUCGUAGUGCGUUUCCAUGACAUCUUCAUUGCUUCUGUGGACUUCUCUUUCUAUGACUGUGCUGCAGUGGCCCUGCUCUGGAAAUCGGCACCGUGCCAGAAGUGUGUGAGCAGUCUCUGGGGAUGUAACUGGUGCAUCCAGCAGCACCUUUGCACCCACAAAGCAGCCUGUGAGGAAGGAACCAUCAUCUACAAUGAAAGGGCACAGAUCCCAACCUCAAGUGUGUUUCCUUCUUCAGCAGCUCCCCUCACCAAGUCCUCUACCACAGCCCCAACCGUGGCCACAAAGCCGGUCACCCCCCUGGAGCAUGUGGUACCGAGCACUGUGGCCCCCACAGAGCCCAACCAUGUCACACUGUCCCCAGCCCCUGAUACAGUGACUGAGCCUGCAGAAACCCUCAACUACACAUACUUGACCCUCUCAACUGAAGCAGCCUCUCUCCAGGCUGCCACGGAGUCCCCUCUGCCACCUCCAGCAGACAAACCUGCUGUCACUGUGCCAGAGACAACAACAUCUGCUGCAUCUGUCCUCACCAGCCCAUCCAAAAACAUGGACCAGGCAGCCUUGCCCACGGAAGGACCAGCCACUGCCCAGGAGCCAUGGCACACUGACCCCCCCACCACCCUAGUGGGUAGCUCUCUGCACACGUCUGCAGCAGCAGUAACACCUUCCACUCAUGUCACCAGUUUCAAGUGGCCUCCAAGUUCUUUUCCUACCACAGAGACACUGACACCCACCAUCCCAACUCCCCAGACCCCCAGCCAGGUGCCAGGGGUUCCUGCUGCCUUUGAUGACUCUCCCAAGUUGAUGGGAACUGAACUACCUGCUUCAGAGCUCCCAUCCUCAUCUCCCCCAGACUGGCUGCUGGGGGAAAGCACAGAGCUCCAGGACACAGAGGACUGGAUGGAUUUGCUGCAGGCUGAGAAUGACACAUCUCCCUUCUCUGCUUCUACUCUUCUGUCGGGUGAUGGUGAUUCUUCAGAGAGGGAUGUCCCCGACUUUCCCAGGAUCCUCCACCCUGACCUCGACUAUCAGUAUGAUGCCCCUGAGUUUUGGGAAGAGAAUGAAGAGUUUAGCUGGGGUCCAGAUGCCUGUCCUUGUGUGCAGAGAAUCCAGGGAUCUUCGCUGUUUCCAGUCAACGUGUCAAGGAAGAUAACCCUGUUGGGAAAGAACUUCCACCUCUAUCAGGACCAGCAGUGGGAUUAUGAGUGUGUCCUGAAUUUGGAGGGGAGGACAGUGGUGAUGGAGGCUUAUGUGGAAGGGGAAGAAACAAACCAGUCCCUGUGUUAUAUCACCUGCCAGAUGAACCAGUACAGUUACACAGCACCUCAACUGGAAUUCAAUGCUGUGGUGUUUGUGCAGAGGCGACGACACCUGCGAGUGGACAGUGCUGCGGAUCUGCACGUGACUUUUUACAACUGCUCUGUGGGACACACUGAUUGUAGCCGCUGCCAAACAGCCGACUCAAAGUACAACUGUGUGUGGUGUGGAGGUGACAGCCCCAGCUGUAUCUUCAGGGGCUCUUGCAAGGAAGAGAUAGAAGACCUGUGUCCAGCUCCUCUCAUUCACUCCGUGUACCCCCUGUCUGGACCAGUGGAAGGUGGCACUAGAAUCACCAUCACUGGCUCAAACCUCGGGCAGAAACAUCAAGACAUUGCAGAAACUGUCACUGUGGCAGGAAUUCCCUGUGCCGUAGAUGCUCAAGAGUAUGAGAUCUCUAGCAGUAUCGUUUGUGUCACUGGUGGGAGCUGGACAGAGAAGUUUGGGCACAUUGUGGUGGAAGUGCCUGGCGGAGGACGUGGAGUUUCUGGGCAAAUUUUCACCUAUCAGAACCCAGAGCUGAAAUCCAUUGUUCCAACUCAGGGCCCCAAAGCAGGAGGAACCUGCCUUACUCUUCUGGGCUCAAAACUGCUGACUGGGCAUCCUAGUGAGAUCAGUGUCCUGCUUGGAGACCUCCCUUGCCACAUCCUCUCUGAGAUGACAGAGGAUCAGCUGGCAUGCCAGACAAGUCCCAGCAAUGUGUCUGCAGAACUCCCAGUCACUGUCAAGUAUGGGGACCAAGAACGGAGGCUGGAAGGAUCCCUCUUCAGAUAUACUCUGGAUCCCAACAUCACUUUUGCAGAACCACCUAAAAGCUUCCUCAGUGGAGGGAGAGUGCUCAGAGUUCAUGGAUACAACUUGGAUGUUGUACAGAAACCCAAGAUCCGAGUGACGGUUUCUCCGUCUGACCGGCGGCGGCGAGGCCUGGGGCGGCGGCGCAGGAUCGUCCCAGACACCGAGUGCCCUGACGGUGCCCUGUGCAGCAUCCAGCAGUUUGAAGAACCGUGCCUCGUGAACUCAUCCUACCUGAUCCUGUGCAAAACUCCAGCUAUUAACCUGCUGUUGCAGAGUGUCCGUAUCAAACUGGAAUUUAUUCUGGAUAACCUAAGCUUUGAUUUCAACUCUUUGCAUCCCAUGCCCUUCUCUUACGAAGUCAACCCCAUCCUAAAGCCACUGAAUGCUGAAGACCCUGCCAAGCCAUAUCGUCACAAGCCAGGAAGCGUCAUCUCUGUGGAGGGGGAAAAUCUAGAUCUGGCUAUUUCCAAGGAUGAAGUUAUGGCCAUGAUUGGGGAAGGAAUCUGUGUGGUGAAGACACUGACAAGGCACCAUCUUUACUGUGAGCCUCCCUCUGAGCAGCCAGCUCCGCGGCACCGCACCAAGCGGGAGGGCACGGACAUGCUCCCAGAGUUCACGGUGCAGAUGGGAAACCUGAACUUCCUGCUGGGCCGAGUGCAGUAUGACACAGAAAGCCAGCUCACCUUCCCGCUGGAGGCACAGAUUGGUUUGGGUGUUGGGGCAUCCUUUGUGGCUCUCAUUGUUCUGGUCAUUGUCUUCAUAUACAGGAGGAAGAGCAAACAGGCUCUGAGGGAUUACAAGAAAGUUCAAAUCCAGUUGGAAAAUCUGGAAACAAGUGUUCGGGACAGAUGCAAAAAGGAAUUCACAGACCUGAUGACUGAGAUGAUGGACCUCACAAGUGACCUGGUGGGCACUGGAAUCCCCUUCUUGGACUACAAGUCCUAUGCAGAGCGCAUUUUCUUCCCGGGCCACCGUGAGUCCCCACUGCAGAGGGACCUGGACAUCCCUGAGUGCCGGCGGCAAACUGUGGAGCAGGGCUUGGUCCAGCUCUCCAACCUGCUCAACAGCAAGCUGUUCCUCACCAAGUUCAUCCACACUCUGGAAAUCCAGCGCACUUUCUCUCCCAGAGACCGGGCCUAUGUGGCAUCCCUGCUCACUGUGUCGCUGCAUGGGAAGCUGGAGUACUUCACUGACAUCCUCAAAACACUCCUGAAUGACCUUGUGGAGCAGUAUGUGGCCAAGAACCCCAAGCUGAUGCUACGGAGGACAGAAACCGUGGUAGAGAAGCUGUUAACCAACUGGAUGUCCAUCUGUCUGUACGCAUUUGUGAGGGACUCUGUUGGGGAGCCACUUUACAUGCUGUUUCGAGGAAUCAAGCACCAGGUGGACAAAGGACCAGUUGACUGGGUGACAGGGAAGGCCAAAUACACCCUCAAUGACAACCGCCUUUUGAGAGAGGACCUGGAGUACCGGACUCUGACCUUAAAUGCCUUGACACAAGCAGGAGUUGCUGCAGGAGGGGCAGAGGACUCCCAAGGGAUUUCUGCAAAAGUGCUAGACUGUGACACCAUAACACAGGUGAAGGAGAAAAUCCUAGAUCAGAUCUAUAAAGGGACGCCAUACUGUCACCGGCCAGACCCAGACACCCUGGACCUCGAGUGGAGAUCAGGGCUGGCAGGUCAUCUGAUACUGUCCGAUGAGGAUGUGACAUCUGUUGUUCAAGGAACUUGGAAACGCCUGAACACUCUUCAGCAUUACAAGGUGCCUGAUGGAGCAACAGUAGCGCUGGUUCCACGCCUGACCAAGCACAUCCAUAGGGAGAAUCAGGAUUACAUCCCAGGAGAGAAAACACCAAUGCUGGAGGAUGCAGAUGAAGGUGGGAUCAAGCUUUGGCACCUGGUAAAACCAACAGAAGAGCCAGAGCUCCCCAAGCAUCGCCGUGGGAGCUUGAGAGAUCGGGAGCGAGCCAAGGCAAUCCCGGAGAUCUAUCUGACACGUCUGCUUUCAAUGAAGGGCACUCUGCAGAAGUUUGUGGAUGACUUGUUCCAGGUGAUCCUUAGUACCAACCGCCCCGUCCCUCUGGCAGUCAAAUACUUCUUUGACCUGUUGGAUGAGCAGGCAAUACACUAUGGGAUUGCAGACCCUGAGACCAUCCAUAUCUGGAAGACAAACAGUCUCCCCCUGCGGUUCUGGAUCAACAUCAUCAAGAAUCCCCAGUUUGUUUUUGACGUGCAGACGUCAGAUAACGUAGAUGCUGUGCUCCUGGUCAUUGCACAGACCUUCAUGGACUCCUGUACAAUAGCUGACCAUAAGUUAGGGCGGGACUCUCCGAUCAAUAAGCUGCUCUAUGCCCGGGACAUUCCUCGCUACAAGCAGAUGGUGGAAAGGUACUAUGCAGACAUUCGUCAGACCAUCUCAGCCAGCGACCAGGAGAUGAACUCUGCUCUGGCUGAGCUAUCACGGAAUUACUCAGGUGACCUCAAUUCCCUGGUGGCUCUACAUGAAUUGUACAAAUACAUCAAUAAGUACUAUGACCAGAUCAUUACUGCCUUGGAAGAAGACCCGACGGCACAGAAGAUGCAGCUUGGAUAUAGACUACAACAGAUUGCAGCAGCUGUGGAGAAUAAAGUCACGGAUUUGUGACAGGAACAGACUGCUCUCCCCUGGCUGAACAGGGACAGUGCUGCUCCCAGCUGUACACAGGAUGUCCUGCUGCCAUUGGAACCAGACUCUCCAAGGAACCUGCAGGUGACAUGAACAGGGAUGGCCAAGGCAGUACAAAGUACAAGCGUCCUUGCAUCUCAGAGAAUAUUUUUUUACAGGUUGUUUUUCCUUUUUAAAAGCAAAACAAAAAACCAACAAACUUGGGUUUUCCUCUGGCAGACUGUUGGGAACCUACACAGCUCCUUCCUACAGAUGUUACGUGAAUGUGCCAAGUUUCCGAACAAUGUUGUUGAAGAGCCAGAUGACAAUGCUAAGCACUGGAUUCCUUGGCUUCACAUGGACAUCCUUGCCAGUGCUGGGAGACUCCCCUGCUGCAGCUGCUCACUUCAGGAUGCAGGAAGCUUUCCCCAGACUGGCAGCUGUGCUAACAUCUGUUCCCAGCUAGGAAGCACUCCUGCAGUAUCUCACCUGAGAAACUUUCUUGCAGCAAUGUCCCCACUGGUUCUGGAUCUUGGGUGUAGAAAGGAGAGCAUCUGAUGACAAAGGUCUCUUGCUCCCCAGUGUUCUGGUCUCUGGCACCUUGUGUGGGACACCUGCUUGGAUGUAACAUGCUCACCAGCAUGUGUGUUUGCCCGGGGGCUACUGUAAAUGGACAGCACCCCCUCACCCUUUCCCUCAGGACAAAUUCAGCAUGUGAGAGUCUCUGCCUGGCUCACCUCAGUCUCUGCUGACCCAGUGUGGGAUCCGUGUUCCUGCUUCCUUGUGGUCAGAGGUUGCCCUGCUCUUUGGAAAAAGCACAACCAAUGCCUUGUGCCACCUUCCUCCAGUGUCUGGCUGUUCUGCUGCUCUGAACUGGACUUGUAAAUACCCUCAGAAAGUUAAUGUAUUUAAAUGCUAAAGGAGAAUGUUUAAUUUUGUGGCUUUGAGACAAAGCUUUUCUUGGAGAAGCAUCUCUGUGCACUUCUACUGACAAACGUCUGUCAGCACUGGAGCCAAGUUUUCUCCACUGCUUUGUCUGCAGGGAUAACUCAUAGAUGUCUCUUGUAACAGCAGCUUGCUUUUCCCUGCAGCUCAGUUAGCUUAGCUAACUGAGGCUUAGCUGUGUCUUCUUCUGUUAGGUUUGCCUUACACCUUACUGACAGUUUCACUUCUCAAACUCCCCUGUCGUGGCACCUAGAAGGGUUAUUUGGCAGGCUGUGAACUCGAGGAAGCCAUGAAGCACAACCAUGUUGUUCCCAAGGAGCAUCAGAUGUCCUGCAAAUGGGAAUGAUUCAUGCAAGGAAGGAGAGGCUGGAGCAGGCACAAGCACAGUUAGUUCCCAGCUGUCCCUGGGAAGCUCCUUGCUGCUCCCUCCUAGGGAGCACUCAGGAUGUUUCUGUGCCUUGUGAACAGAGUACUCUGCCCUUCUGGGAGCACAUUCCAAUUAAUAAGGUUACCCUUCUCCUUCUCAUCGCCACUGCUGCUAAGUCUGGGCUGAUGUCCUGCAUGCCUGGGGCAGGUUGACAGGUCUCAUUUCUCUGACACUUCCCUGAGGUGGGGAUCACAUGGGCCAGGAAGGACUAGAGCUAAAACAGGGCAGGAUCAUGUCCCUACCUCUCUUUCCGUUGCAUAGAGCAGUAAUUCCAGGCCUACCAGAUCAGCCCUGUGGUAUGUGCAAAUGCUGUGCAGUUGCAAGGCUGUUGUCUGAGCAGUAUAACAAGCUAUUACUGGCCUCUCUUCCCACAGAGCCAGCUCCCUCAGCAGUAUUCCCAGGUACUCUGUAUGCCCACAGUACAGCCACCAUUCCUGUGCCACCUCCCACUCCUGUCCUGCUGCACAGAGCAGCAGGUGAGCUGACUGGCUGCUGCCAGACAGAAAGGGAGGGCAGGGCUUGCCUCUCUUCCCAGCAGGCACCAGUUUUGGUCCUCACUCCUGCCUGACCCACCCAUUUCCACAAAACUUACAGGAACUUAUCGUCUCUGAAACUUCUGUCUUAAGCAGAUCUGAUAGAAUCAGCCCAAAAGAAGCUGGGUGGAAGAAAGGAAUGGCAGAUGGGGAAAAAGCAGAUACCACACACACUUGUAAAACCCUUUCCCUUAGGAACUGCAGGAGGUGAUUCCUUGAUUUGAGGCAGGUGCAAGUAGCUGAAGGAAUGAUGAGGAGGUGGCAGAGUAGCAUUGUCUCCUUGUGCGUUGAUGGGUGGACUUCCUGCUGCAGGCAGCAAGGCAUAGUUUGUGGCCUCUCCAGAUUGCUGAGUGUCUGCCAGAAGCCACAGGCUCUCUGCUGGAUUUAUGGCUCUGCAGACUGUUCACGUCUGCCCCUACUUUUGCAGAAUUAUCUCUGCACUUUUCCAGAACAGUGUGGCUUGGGGAUUAAUUCCGAAUCCACCUCACAUCAGCCAAGGGAGGAGGACUUGGUGGUUCUCCUGGAAUUGUGGUGACAGGCUACCAGGUGUCUGCUGGGAGCACAGCCUCUGCCCAUGUGGCUGACUUAGGCUGUAGGGUAAGUGGGCUCCACAUCCUCUUUGCUUUUCAGUGGUGCUCCUGGAUGUUGGGAAUGAUCUGCUUUCUUUGAGUGUAUCUGUGAAAGUCUGCUUUUGUUAGAGCAAUAACCAAGGCUUAAAAAUAGAGCUAAAUGUAGGUGGUUGAUUGAUUGAUGGAACACCUGGAGCUUGUCCCUGCAGAGCUGGACAGGAGGCACUGCCCAGCACAGGCGCAGGGAGGGUGGAAAGCUGGUAGUGCCCAUCUCUUCCCAUCAGUCUGUCCUUGGUGUUCUAGAUACCAGCAUCCUCCUUCCCCUCGCUGGGAGCAACUUGGGUGCUCAGGCACAGCCUCUCUUCUCUCCGUCCAUGCCCCUCUCCUGUGGCAAAAUCCGUUACUACAACAGGGUUCUGUUGCAUUUAAAUUUGCACAAAACAGGUUUUAUGAUGAAAUUCCCUACUGCAGGGAAGACUUAUUUAUUUCUCACGAUCCUUCCAAGUUUCUUCCAGUCUCUGCCUGAUUCCAUGACCAGCUUCUCAGACACUCUGGAGACAGACGUUCCUUCUCAAGGACAGAGAACCCUCUCUGGAUGUUCCUGUUUUCUCACAGGUAGCAAGUUCUGUGGGCACCAGCUGAGGGUGCCCUGCCACAGCAACUGUUCCCCUUCUGCAGGACACAAGCGCAAGGAGGGGAUGUUGCUGCUUUCAUAGUGUUCUCAGAAAGGUGGAAUGUCAGGCAGGCAGUAAGAUUUAUUCAGUACUGCAGUCAGAGAAAGAAACUUGUUUCCCCUGUGGUCUGGAUGAAAGGCUGAGAGCUGAUCAGUAUUAAGAUAAAUACCCGUUAGUGUAUUUUAAUGUCUCCCCUGUUGGCACGACUAAGAGUAGCUGGCACCCAUGUGAUGUAGAUGUGAGAGUGUUUGCUCUCAUCUGUUUGGUGGCAAAUUUAGAUUGUACCUGGAAGCUGCUUUUUUUUGUUGUUGUUGUUAAUUGUAGAAAUGGUGGGUAAUUUUUUAAAUGAAAAUCGAGGGUUCUCGGCUGCUGCUGCCUCAGUGGAAUGCCCUUUCUUUUCCAGGGUGUGCCCUGGUUGCAGCAAGAUGCUGCUUUUUUGGUGCCUUUCUUGUCAGGAUGAUUCUUUUGGUUUCCAGAACACCCAGUGCGUUUGCUCUAAUAGUCUUUCUCCUGGUCCUCUGUCCUGGUGGCUCUGCCCUUGUGACUUGGUGUCUCUCUGUUAUGGUACGGCCUGACCUGCAUUUUAUGCCCUGCCACACCUUGAGUUCUCCUCAGAGCACCUGAGGUACUGUCUUUCUCAAAUUGGAAUUAAUAAUUAAUAUAAAAACCUUGGAAAAAAAAAAAAAAACAACUGAAUUUUGUUACAUAGUGUAAUAACUGUUUGUAGAUACUGUUCUGAGAUGUAGGAAUCUAUUGGUGAUAUAAGAGGUUUUGUCUGUAAAUAAUCAGUUUAGAGUCCAAAUGAUUUUAAUAAAGAGAAUUCUUACACAAUAAUUCAAUAAAUUUUAAUAUACAA
Apus apus (common swift) is the source of this 10720-nucleotide messenger RNA. RefSeq names its product plexin B1 (gene PLXNB1). Gene Ontology annotation, molecular function: semaphorin receptor activity; protein binding. The transcript is spliced from 38 exons. Gene Ontology annotation, biological process: regulation of cell shape; regulation of GTPase activity; semaphorin-plexin signaling pathway involved in axon guidance. The record is from RefSeq and is a predicted model, not a curated record. Bases 105 to 6716 code for a protein of 2203 amino acids. Lineage: Eukaryota; Metazoa; Chordata; Aves; Apodiformes; Apodidae. Gene Ontology annotation, cellular component: semaphorin receptor complex.